Daucus carota subsp. sativus is the source of this 1006-nucleotide messenger RNA. RefSeq names its product nudix hydrolase 16, mitochondrial. Gene Ontology annotation, molecular function: pyrophosphatase activity. NCBI's taxonomy places the organism in Eukaryota, Viridiplantae, Streptophyta, Magnoliopsida, Apiales, Apiaceae. The transcript is spliced from 4 exons. Bases 150 to 725 code for a protein of 191 amino acids. Gene Ontology annotation, cellular component: nucleus; cytoplasm. The record is from RefSeq and is a predicted model, not a curated record.
CCUCGAUUAUUAUGAUUAACAAUAAUAAUAAUUAUCAUAAUGAUAUAUAUUAAUAGAAGAUAGAUAUAUACAUAGAGUUUGGCUUGGUUUUGUUUGGUUUAAAUUGGAUUGGAUUUUGAUUUGAUUUGAUUAGUCGAGGGGAAAGUGAAAUGUCUGAAUUGGUGGCCCGCACUGGUCGUCAUCAACAACGCUACGUAGACGGCUAUCGCCUCAUCGCCGGGUGCAUUCCAUUUAGGUAUAAGUAUUCUGAAACGGAUGAUGGUGAACCAUCUGAAAAGAACAUUGAAGUUCUAAUGAUUAGCUCGACCAGUGGACCUGGUCUUCUUUUUCCAAAGGGUGGGUGGGAGAAUGAUGAAACUGUUAAGGAAGCAGCGGUACGUGAAGCUGUGGAAGAGGCUGGAGUUCGAGGAGAUUUAAAGCAUUUUCUGGGGGAAUACUAUUUUAAAAGUAAAACACUUCAAGACGAGUUCAGUCCUGAAGGUUUGUGUAAAGCAGCUAUGUACGCUUUGCUUGUGAAGGAGGAGCUUGAUUCUUGGCCAGAAAAGAGCCUCCGUCAAAGACGUUGGUUAACAAUUGCUGAAGCUGGUGAAUGCUGUCGACAUUCAUGGAUGAAAGAAGCCCUGGAAGAGGGUUUCAGGAAGUGGCUCAGUGAUGGUAUGAUAAGCACUAUGGAAGAAAACAACCACAUUCUCACUUCUAUUUCCUCUCCUAAGGAGGAGGAAUGAAACCUUGAUGCUUCUGAGAAGGCACAUUUUGAAGCUGAUUUUCCCCCCUUUUAAUAUAUGCCCCCUUAUUUGUAGUUGUCGAGGAUUAGGAGGUCAACAGAGGUUUUAAAUGCAGAUAGUUUCAUUGUUUUAGAUAUUUACACUAGAGUUAAAUGGGAAGUGUUGUUUCCUUGCUUUCAAAAGUUGUAGGUAGGUUUCACUGGAUGUGUGAAUUUCUAAUUGGAUUUCAAAUGCAUAUGGGGUAUAUUUUAAUUACCUAAUCUUAUAUGAUCCAUUCUUAA